CAAUGGUUGUGUUUACGUCUGGAUCUGGACCCGGUUCUGGAUCUGGACCCGGUUCUGGUUCUGGACCAGGUUCUGGUUCUGGUUCCCUUUGCGGGUUCUGCUGAGUCCGGGUCGGUCCCGGUUCUGGUCCAUGGAGGAGCUGAAAGACCCGGCCGACCGGCCCCCCAGGAAGCGCCGCGACUCCUUGGGGCCGCUGGACCUGGAUCCUGGUCCUGGUCCUGACGAGGACCGGAGCAGCGGCAGCUCCGAGUCCAGCAGCGGGUCCAGCGCCGAGGACAGCGAGGACGAGGACCUGGACCUGGGGGGGGACCUGGGGGGACCCCUGGGAGACCAGGACCAGGGGGACGACGGGCGCGGCCCCCCCACCUCCUCCUCCUCCUCGCUGAUGCUCAUCAGGACCAACGGACAGAUCUACAGCUACCCGGACGGGAAGACGGGCAUGGCCACCUGUGAGAUGUGUUCCAUGGUCGGGGUCCGCGACGCCUUCUAUUCCAAGACCAAGCGUUUCUGCAGCGUCUCCUGCUCCCGGAGCUUCAGCUCCAACUCCAAGAAGGCCAGCGUGCUGGCCCGCCUUCAGGGGAAGCCGCCGACCAAGAAAACCAAGACGCUGCACAAGAUGGCCGCCUUCGGCCAGAGCCACAGGAAGAGCGGACCGACGGAGGCGUUUGAUUGGGGUCGUUACCUUGGAGACGGAGACGUGAUGGGAGCUCCGGUUAGCUGCUUCAAACACGUCCAGCUGGGGAAGUGGUGGACCGGCGUGGGGGACGGGGUUCGGGUCGAGGUUCCAAACACGGACAGCGGUUUCUCCAUGAAGGUUUACUGGAUCGCCGGGGUCGUCAAGCUAGCAGGGUUCCAGGCUCUGCUCCGUUACGAGGGUUUUGACGGAGACGCCUCCAGGGAUUUCUGGAUCCACCUGAUGGACCCGGACGUCCACCCGGUGGGCUGGUGCGCCGCCGGGGGGAAACCCCUGGUCCCCCCUCAGAAAAUCCUGCACCGGUUCAGCAACUGGAAGACGUUUCUGGUGAAGAGACUGACGGGAUCCAAGACUCUCCCGCCGGACUUCCACUCCAAGGUGCAGCAGAGUCUGCAGUUUCCGUUCCAGAAGAAAAUGAGACUGGAGGUGGUGGAUAAAUCCCAGAUCUGCAGGACCAGAGUAGCCCUGGUGGAGGAGGUGAUCGGGGGACGGCUGAGACUCGUCUACGAGGAAAGCUCCGACGGUUCUGACGACUUCUGGUGCCACAUGUGGAGCCCCCUGAUCCACGUGGUGGGCUGGUCCCGCUCUGUGGGACAUAGAUGGAGACGGAGCGAUGUGAUGAAGAAGGAAGGUCAGCUGGACGCUCCUAGAAAACUGUUCCUGAAGGUUAAAGAGGUGGAUCAGUCCGGUCUCUGGUUCGAGGACGGGAUGAAACUGGAGGCGAUUGACCCGCUGAACCUGUCAAUCAUCUGCGUGGCCUCGGUGAGGAAGGUCCUGGCCGACGGCUACCUGAUGAUCGGCAUGGACGGCUCGGAGGUUCUGGACGGGUCUGACUGGUUCUGUUACCACUGCAGUUCCCCGUCCAUCUUCCCUGCAGGAUUCUGCAGGAUCAACCAGAUCACGCUGACCCCCCCCAGAGGUUACUCCGCUCUGCCGUUCCGCUGGUUCGAGUAUCUGAAGGAGACCAGAUCUGUGGCGGCUCCGGUCGGCCUCUUCAACAAGGAGGUCCCGGACCACGGGUUCCGGCCCGGCAUGAAGCUGGAGGCCGUGGACCUGAUGGAGCCGCGUCUGGUCUGCGUUGCCACGGUGACCCGGAUCGUGACCCGGCUGCUGAGGAUCCACUUCGACGGCUGGGAGGACGAGUACGACCAGUGGGUGGACUGCCGGUCCCCGGACCUUUACCCUGUAGGGUGGUGCCGGCUGACGGGGUACCAGCUGCAGCCCCCCAACUCAGGUUCCAGGGACCUGCAGGUUUCCAAGCACCGGAAGAAGAACCAGCAGUACCGGGGACAGAAGAAGAAGAGGAAGCUUCCCGUUGCUAAGCGCCCGUCCGGCCUCUGCGUUGCCGUGGUAACGGGGGACGAGAACGACAGCCCCCUGGAUUACCCAUCAGCCCCUGCUGCGACCUCCGACCCCGACGGACGCCGGGAGGAUCCAGGUCUCCAGGUCCAGGACUGCCCCCCUUCUGGGGGUCUAAGGGGGUCCCAGAGACCUGAACCAGCAACCAACGGAUCCUGCAGAUCCGGGACCAGCGAGGACCAGAUGUAGCCCCGCCCCCUAAAGAUGUAGCCCCUCCCCCUCCAGCAGUAGCCCCGCCCCUCCAUCCGUAGCCCCGCCCCCUCAUGCUGUAGCCCCUCCCCCUCCAUCAGUAACCCCGCCCCUCCAUCAGUAGCUCCGCCCCCUCCACAUGUAGCCCCGCCCCCUCCAUCAGGAUGAUGAAAACAGUUUUCUAAGAUAUUUUCAGAUCAAAGUUGUUGUUGUUGAUAAUGUCGAAGGUGGAAUAUGGUGUUGUUUACUUGUGUGUGUGUGUACAUAUAAAUAUAUAUGUAUGUGUGUAUAUAUGUGUGUAUAUAAAUAUAUAUGUGUGUAUAUUUAUCCUGGAUUCCGGUCCUGGACCAGCUCAGAUCUCCUCAUGGUUAAUAAGAGUUAAAAAGGUUUAAUCAGAUUUAUUAAAUAAAGUAAAGAAUAUUUAUCUGAUUUAAAAAGCAGGAAUCUGAGAAAAAGGGGCGGAGCUCGACUCGGCUCUUUUUAUAUUGUUUCAUUAUUUCUGGCAGCGUAAAGAGAUGACGACGUUUAGAUGUUAAA
Molecule: messenger RNA, 2779 nt
Organism: Cololabis saira (Pacific saury)
Lineage: Eukaryota; Metazoa; Chordata; Actinopteri; Beloniformes; Belonidae
Product: MBT domain-containing protein 1-like
Exons: 18
Coding region: 131-2242 (703 amino acids)
Biological process (GO): regulation of DNA-templated transcription
Cellular component (GO): nucleus
Molecular function (GO): zinc ion binding
Source: RefSeq, a predicted model, not a curated record